Messenger RNA from Trypanosoma rangeli, 309 nucleotides. RefSeq lists its product as uncharacterized. Lineage: Eukaryota; Euglenozoa; Kinetoplastea; Trypanosomatida; Trypanosomatidae. The transcript has a single exon. Bases 1 to 309 code for a protein of 102 amino acids. The record is from RefSeq and is a predicted model, not a curated record.
AUGUCUUCCGUGAGUCCCCUCGAGGGGGCUUGUGUGGAAAGGCGGCAGGGCGGGGCGUCGUUGCCGAGGCCGGAAUUGGUGGAGCAGAUUGAUGCAGGAAAAUGUGGACAGUCAGGCCGGUUUUUGAGUGCGGCGACACAAGGAACGGAGCAGCUACCAUACGUGCUGAGCUCCGCGAGCACGUGCGCCGUCCCACUUUCGGAGGCGUUGGAGCCUGCGCUUCACGCUACGGUGGAGGCGUUAGCCACUAGUGCGGCGGAGGCCGAGAGCGACCUCAUCAACGCCUGCGCUCCCCCCCCCACUCACUGA